AUUUUCUACGUCGAUGUGUCCAGCACAAUUUUCAUUUAGAUAAGAUGUGCAUUAAUCGCGCUAGUGAAAUACGUUUUGCGUGUAUUGCGCUUGCGUAGUGGACACGGGUCUCGCAGGGUUGGGUGCAGAGAUACUUCCACAGAAGGAAGCGGAGUUUCCGGCUGUUUGCUGCGGAGAGGGAGGACUGCUGACACCGCGAAACCCCUACGAAAAGACGCCGGUUUGGGGGGAAAACACUUGGACACCCGGAGAAAUACGUCUGUCCCACACUGGGGGAGGGCUGACUGUCCGGACCAAGUGUUCUGGAGAGUGAGAGGGGACGAGCAGCGGCGUAAAAGGCGGGGGAAACCCACUAACUACCGGCAUGGCUAGGGACUACGAUUACCUCUUUAAGCUGCUCAUCAUCGGUGACAGCGGGGUGGGAAAGAGCAGUCUCCUACUACGAUUCGCAGACAACACGUUUUCAGGUAGCUACAUCACCACCAUCGGGGUGGACUUCAAGAUCCGGACGGUGGAGAUCAACGGCGAGAAGGUGAAGCUGCAGAUCUGGGACACGGCGGGACAGGAGCGCUUCCGCACCAUCACGUCGACGUACUACAGGGGAACCCACGGCGUAAUCGUGGUUUAUGACGUGACCAGCGCCGAAUCAUUCGUCAACGUUAAACGGUGGCUCCACGAGAUCAAUCAGAACUGUGACGACGUCUGUCGAAUAUUAGUGGGGAACAAAAACGACGACCCCAGCUCGAAAGUGGUGGAGACCAACGACGCGCAGAAGUUCGCCGAGCAGAUGGGGAUCAGCCUCUUUGAGACCAGCGCGAAAGAAAAUCUGAACGUGGAGGAGAUGUUUAACUGCAUCACAGAACUGGUGCUGAGAGCUAAGAAAGAGGUCAUGGCCAAGCAGCAGCAGCAGCAACAGAACGACGUGGUCAAGCUUUCCAAGGGCACUAAACGGAAGAAAAAAUGCUGCUAACGAAACUGUCGAGUGAAGAUUUAAAAACAAAACGAAACACCGCCACAUACACAAACAAAAAGCAUCUACAACAAACGAAACCACACGGGGAAUAAGACUCCAGCAAACUAAUUUAAGAGAAGAUGAAGAUUUAUUAAUGAAAUUAUGUCAAAUAAAAAGAUAUAAAUAAAAGGUCCCUUUUGGACAAAAUGAAUCCUAAGGACUUAAAAAAAAAAAAAAAUGUACAGAUUUUAUUAGAGGGAGUUUUAUUUGGAAUUGAGCGGUUAUGUGACGGUAUUUAACGGGGUCCUUCUGGGUUGAGAAGGAGCAGGAAGCUCACUGCCACCGCAGUGCUCAGAUUUAUAUAUGAAAUAUUAAUAUUUCUUUGCAUCAGUAUAUAUAUUUUCUCCUUCCGCAUCACACGGGACUUUUAGGAAUCAAGUGAAACUGCACCUGGAAAGGAGAAGAGUUGUUUUGUUUUUAAUUUGUUUUUUUGUUUGUUUUUUUCGGUAAAGGGGAUGUUAGAAUUACUGGGGUGGGAUUUUUUCUCUUUUAGGAGGGGGAUUUCUGUCUUUUUUCCAUUUUCAAACUUGCCUGCAGUUUCUAUUGUUUUAGUUCAAUGCCAACGAAUCAUGAACUUUAAAAAAGAAAAAGAAAAAAAGAAUUUAUCGGGAAAAAUGACCAGAGCAAUGUUUUAAAUUUGAAAAUUUGUCAUUUGAUCUGUUAGAAAAAACCUGUGACCUGCAUCUUGUUUUUUUAUUUUAUUUUAUUAUUUCUCUUCUCUAUUUUGCCAAGCCUCUUCGACUCCCCCUCUACCUCCAGCAAAAAGACACCACGGCACUAUUAGGUUUUUCAGCACCCGGCCUGUGUUUUUAAGGCAAAGAGCAACCAGCCGCUAACUUGGACCUGACAGUACAUUUGCCAUUCUCUUCAGUCUUACUAUGAGCCUUUUCGUCAGAUUUUUUUAAUGUUUUAUUUUUUACUAAUGAUAAUACCACCGUGAGAGAAAGAGAACCCAAUCUGGUGAAGUCGUCUGGACGGGAAGCCCUCUGGCCAACGGAGUGUUUUCUGGAAGUGGCGCCCCCUGGCUUCAGUUCCACUAGCUGCGCCCCACACGCGCUCCUGCCUCCCCCGGGGUGUCUUCCACGCGCCGUUCUGUCAUUCUGUGGAACAGGGACCGGCCCCCAGGCCCCCGGUAACACGGUGCCUGACCGGGCGGUCGUGCUAACGUACUCUGGCCCUCUCUCAUGCUUCCCCUGCGUACAUCCUGGCGUUCAGUCCCUGCCGGAGUCGGGCCGUGAGCUCGGUACCCAGGCUUGCAUGCUCAUUGGCUGGAGGCGCGGACGGUGCUAACGCCAGGAAGGCCGUGCCAAACCCAACUGACAGCGGAAACGGAGACGGCGGACGGUUUCCAUGGUGACCCGAAGCUCCUGGGGUCCCUUUUUUUUUUUUUUUCAUUUUUUUCCCAGGAUCCCUUAGACCCCCCAUUGUAUCAGACCACUCCCUCGCCUCGCUUGCCUGCUCUCCACACGAGGUCAUGUCCAUGGCCCUCUGGUUGGAGAGGCCUGUUUCCCACAGACCUGAGCUGGGGGGAGGGAUGCUGCCACCCUCACCGGGAAUCGUUGCUGCCGAUGCACCGUGCCUGUCAGUCACUGCGAAGACAGGGAGACUGGGCGGGGUUAGGGCAGGACUGGGGGCGGAGCAAACGCCAGCUGGCUCGGAGCACCGUGUGCAUGACAUACUGCAGCGUCUCGCACCAACCUGGCUCACAUCAGGAGCUGAAACGCUCGUUCAAAUUUCUAUUAAUAUGUGUAUGUAUAUAUAAAUAUAUUUGUGUAUGUGUGUAUAUUUAAUAUAUAGGUAUAUACAUACAUAUUUGACGCACACAUAUAUAAACAUGCAUGUACAUACGUAGGCAGCUGUUAUGUACAUGCUUGUGUGUUUGUGUGUGUAUUGGUUGAACCGUUCUUUUUCAGCUGUGGUUUGCUGUACACUGGAGAACUAAGAUGUAUUAUUCUUUAUUUCCCUUUAUGAAUUAAAUCGAUAAUAAACAUUUUAAAAGAA
Molecule: messenger RNA, 3013 nt
Organism: Anguilla rostrata (American eel)
Lineage: Eukaryota; Metazoa; Chordata; Actinopteri; Anguilliformes; Anguillidae
Gene: rab35b
Product: RAB35, member RAS oncogene family b
Exons: 6
Coding region: 365-970 (201 amino acids)
Biological process (GO): endocytic recycling
Cellular component (GO): endosome membrane; plasma membrane
Molecular function (GO): GTPase activity; GTP binding
Source: RefSeq, a predicted model, not a curated record